GUUUCUCUUCUCUCUCUGUUGCUUGAUAUUUUUUUUGUUCUUGCCAUUUUUUUUCUUAAUUCGAUUGAAAUGAAUUGUCUUCAGAAAUUUCCGAGAUUCUCUGCCGUGCCUUUAAAUGGUCUUGGAAGCCAUGAAAGGAAGCCUCUAAGCUUUGUUAAUCCACUGAGCAUGGUGAAUUCAGCUAAACCUCCCCGACUUAUCAUCACGAAGGCAUUUUCCGGGUCAUUGUCCAGUACUGAGAUGAGUGGAUCUGAAGAACAGGAAGAGAAAUCUGAGACAUAUAGUAACAACAUGACCCAAGCUAUGGGUGCUGUUUUGACCUAUAAACAUGAAUUGGGAAUGAACUACAAUUUUAUCCUUCCAGAUUUGAUUGUUGGAUCAUGCCUGCAGACUCCUGAAGAUGUUGACAAGCUACGGAAUAUUGGAGUUAAAACUAUAUUUUGCUUACAACAAGAUCCAGAUCUUGUAUAUUUUGGGGUUGACAUUAAUUCAAUUCGAGUAUAUGCAAGCCGGUGUGGCGAUAUUGAGCACUUACGUGCUCCAAUACAGGAUUUUGAUGGCUUUGAUCUACGAAUGAGACUUCCAGCUGUGUUGAGCAAAUUAUACAAGGCCAUAAAACACAAUGGAGGUGUGACUUACAUACAUUGUACUGCUGGGAUGGGAAGAGCUCCUGCUGUUGUGUUGGCAUACAUGUCUUGGGUUCAAGGCUUUAAGCUUAGUGAAGCACACAAUUUGCUACAGAGUAAACGCUCAUGCUUUCCAAAACUGGAUGCCAUAAGGAAUGCAACAGCUGAUAUACUCACAGGAUUUGCAAAGAACCUUGUUACUUUGACAUGGGAAGGUAACAACUGCUCCUCAGUGGAAAUCUCUGGACUUGAUAUUGGAUGGGGCCAGAGAAUACCACUGAAAUUUGAUGAGGAGCAAAAGUUGUGGGUGCUUGAGCGGGAAUUGCCGGAAGGGCACUAUGAGUACAAGUACAUUGUAGAUGGCGAAUGGACUUGCAACAAACAUGAGCUUGUAACAUCCCCCAACAAAGAUGGCUAUGUCAACAAUUAUAUCCAAGUUAGUGAUCCCUACAGUACUAGUUCAGAGCUGAGGAACAGGUUGUCUAGUGAUGAUGCUGAUCUUACAACAAAGGAACGGCUUACAAUCAGACGGUUUCUAGAAGCUUACCAGGACAAUGAAGAAUAACUGGUAAAGGUAAAUAUAAAUAUGGCCUGCAAAAUUGUGAAAUAGUGAAUUAUUAGAACCGUAUUGUUCCACAAAUAAUAAAUUUAUAAAUUUUGAAGCACUGACUACACAAAACAUUCUAAUAUUUGGGUAUGAAACUUAUUUGCUGCUGCCUUAGGCAGUAUAUUGUUUCCUUUUUUU
Messenger RNA from Nelumbo nucifera (sacred lotus), 1371 nucleotides. RefSeq names its product phosphoglucan phosphatase DSP4, amyloplastic. Gene Ontology annotation, cellular component: chloroplast. Lineage: Eukaryota; Viridiplantae; Streptophyta; Magnoliopsida; Proteales; Nelumbonaceae. Gene Ontology annotation, biological process: starch catabolic process; protein dephosphorylation. Gene Ontology annotation, molecular function: carbohydrate phosphatase activity; starch binding. The record is from RefSeq and is a predicted model, not a curated record.